AUGAAGCUCCCUAUUUUUGUAGCAGAUGCAUUCACAGCAAAGGCAUUUCGUGGGAAUCCUGCUGCUGUUUGCCUCCUAGAAAAUAAAUUGGAUGAAGACGUGCAUCAAAAAAUUGCAAGGGAAAUGAACCUUUCUGAAACAGCUUUUAUCCGAAAACUGCACCCAACUGACAACUUUACACAAAGUUCCUGUUUUGGAUUAAGGUGGUUUACUCCAGCGAGUGAGGUACCUCUCUGUGGCCACGCUACCCUGGCUUCCGCAGCUGUGCUGUUUCACAAAAUAAAGAAUGUGAAUAGCACUUUGACCUUUGUCACGCUGAGUGGGGAGUUAAAGGCCAGAAGAGCAGAGGAUGGGAUCAUUCUGGACUUGCCUCUUUAUCCAGCUCACCCCCAGGAUUUCCUGGAAGUAGAAGACUUGAUAAAGACUGCUAUCGGUGACACUCUGGUCCAGGACAUCUGUUAUUCCCCAGAUACCCGAAAGCUCCUCGUCCGGCUCAGUGAUACCUAUGACAGGUCAUUUCUGGAGGACCUGAAAGUGAACACACAGAAUCUGCUGCAAGUUGAAAACACAGGGAAAGUGAAAGGACUGAUUCUUACCCUUAAAGGAGAGCCUGGGGGGCAGACCCCAGCAUUUGACUUUUACUCCAGAUAUUUUGCACCGUGGGUUGGUGUGGCUGAAGACCCUGUUACAGGGUCUGCACAUACUGUUCUCAGCAGCUACUGGUCCCAACAGCUGGGAAAGAAAGAGAUGCAUGCCUUUCAGUGUUCUUCCCGAGGAGGAGAGCUGGUGAUUUCAGUGCGUGCUGAUGGAAGAGUUGACAUCAGGGGUGGUGCUGCUAUUGUUUUAGAGGGUACGCUGACAGCCUAA
Orycteropus afer afer is the source of this 867-nucleotide messenger RNA. RefSeq names its product phenazine biosynthesis like protein domain containing (gene PBLD). Gene Ontology annotation, cellular component: cytoplasm. Gene Ontology annotation, biological process: biosynthetic process. Lineage: Eukaryota; Metazoa; Chordata; Mammalia; Tubulidentata; Orycteropodidae. Gene Ontology annotation, molecular function: isomerase activity. The record is from RefSeq and is a predicted model, not a curated record. The coding region runs from base 1 to 867 and encodes 288 amino acids. The transcript is spliced from 9 exons.